Epinephelus fuscoguttatus (brown-marbled grouper) is the source of this 2041-nucleotide messenger RNA. It is a transcript of the gene vps45, whose product is annotated as vacuolar protein sorting 45 homolog. Lineage: Eukaryota; Metazoa; Chordata; Actinopteri; Perciformes; Serranidae. The record is from RefSeq and is a predicted model, not a curated record. Bases 165 to 1871 code for a protein of 568 amino acids. Gene Ontology annotation, biological process: intracellular protein transport; vesicle-mediated transport. Gene Ontology annotation, cellular component: Golgi membrane. The transcript is spliced from 15 exons.
CGUCACCAACCCGGAAGGAGGCUCGCAGCAGAGUUGUCGCAGCAGCUCAGCUGAUUUUUCUCCGAAAAUUUCCUAGCAGACUGAAAUAGAUCCUCCACCGCUGCUGCUGUUGUUUAUUUGUCGUUGACGUUGUUUUGUUGUUGUUUACACUCUGCGUCGCCAUCAUGAACGUGACGCUCGCGGUGAAGCAGUACAUUUCGAAGAUGAUCGAAAACAGCGGGCCCGGGAUGAAGGUGCUGCUGAUGGACAGAGAGACGACCAGUAUAGUGAGCGUGGUCUACACUCAGUCAGAGAUCCUGCAGAAGGAGGUUUACCUGUUUGAACGGAUCGACUCUCAGAACAGAGACAGCAUGAAACACCUGAAGGCCAUCUGCUUCCUGAGACCCACCAAGGAGAAUGUGGAACAUCUGAUCCAGGAGCUACGGAGACCAAAGUACAGCGUCUACUUCAUCUACUUCAGUAAUGUCAUCAGUAAGAGUGAGAUCAAAGCUCUUGCUGAGGCUGAUGAACAGGAAGUGGUGGCUGAAGUCCAGGAGUUUUAUGGAGACUUCAUCGCAGUGAAUCCUCACCUGUUCUCCCUCAACCUGCAGGGAGUCGCCAGGGGUCGGAGCUGGGAGCCCUCCAUGUUGUCUCGGUGUACUCAGGGUCUGACCUCCGUCCUUCUUUCCCUGAAGAAAUGUCCAAUGAUCCGCUACCAGCUGUCCUCCGACAUGUCCAAACGCCUCGCAGAGAGUGUCAAGCAAAUCAUCACAAAGGAGUAUGAGCUGUUUGACUUCAGGAAAACUGAAGUUCCUCCUCUGCUGCUGAUCCUCGACCGCAGCGAUGACGCCAUAACGCCGCUGCUCAACCAGUGGACGUACCAGGCAAUGGUCCACGAGCUGCUGGGUCUGAACAACAACAGGAUCGACCUCUCCAGAGUGCCGGGGAUCAGCAAAGACCUGAAGGAGGUGGUUCUGUCUGCAGAAAACGACGAGUUCUACGCCAACAACUUGUACCUGAACUUUGCAGAAAUCGGCACCAACAUUAAAAACCUGAUGGAAGAUUUCCAGAAGAAAAAACCGAAAGAACAACAGAAGCUGGAGUCCAUCAGUGACAUGAAGGCUUUUGUUGAUAACUACCCUCAGUUUAAGAAGAUGUCAGGCACUGUGUCCAAACAUGUGACAGUGGUGGGUGAGCUGUCUCGGCUGGUGUCUGAGCGUCAGCUGAUGGAGGUGUCAGAGGUGGAGCAGGAGCUGUCCUGUCAGAACGACCACUCCAGCGCUCAGCAGAACGUCCGCCGGCUGCUGCAGAAUCCUCGUCUCUCCGAGCUGGAUGCUGUCCGUCUUGUCAUGCUCUAUGCUCUGAGAUAUGAACGCCACAGCAGCAGCAUCCUGCCGGCUUUGAUGGAUGAGCUGAACAGGAGGGGAGUGUCCGAGCGGCAUCGCAGGAUGGUGAAGUCGGUGGUGGAGUACGGAGGAAAAAGAGUCAGAGGGAGUGACCUCAUCACACCGACAGACGCUGUUGCCAUCACCAAACAGUUUUUCAAAGGCCUCAAGGGUGUAGAGAAUGUGUACACUCAGCAUCAGCCUCUGCUUCAUGACACUCUGGAUCAGCUGAUCAAAGGUCGACUAAAGGACAGUCAGUUCCCAUACCUGGGGCCCAGCAGUCUCAGGGACAGGCCUCAAGACAUUGUGGUGUUUCUUAUUGGUGGAACCACAUAUGAAGAAGCUCUAACCGUUUACAACCUGAACCGCAGCACACCUGGAGUCCGCAUCGUCCUGGGAGGAAGCACCAUACACAACACCAAAAGUUUCCUGGAGGAAGUGAUGAUGGCGACAGGUCACAGCGGUGACAGAGCACAGGGAAGUGGUCGCCAUGGCAGCAGACGCUAAAAACAACAACAUUCCCUCCUCUCAGUCUGCGGUCAUUUUGUGUUCAUGUGUGUUUAAAGGAACAGUUCAACAUUAUAUUCUGUGUCCAUGUCCCCCUCUGAAGUGUCUGUGUGGUUUCAUGUCAAACCAACUGAAUGUUUUAAGUUAAAAUAAAACACCAAGAAAUAUGA